GUAAGAGGAAACCUUAAAGCCUCAGCUAAGCCCACUUUUACCUCCGCUUUCCCUCCAUUUUGACCCACGCAGAGACGCGCACAUGGCAGCAUCAGCCCCGCAGCGAGCAGACCGAGGCGCCCGAAUGCUGACCUUGGCUUUAGUCCUCAUAGGCACAAUCGUGAAUGCUGGAGUUGGAGCACAAGAUGAGGACAUUGUCACAGAGGCGAUACCAACCAUGCGUCCAGAAGACUACAUCCGAGGAGAUAUGAUUCCGGGUGUGACUCCUCCUGACAGUGACUAUGAAAAACUCACAGCUCUGUUAGACUCUGACGAACCCGCUGAGCAAACUACACUCGUGCCAACUCCCGUACCAACGACUGACGAAGAGGAAGCGACUGCGGCCAAAAGUGAUGCAGCUGACGACGGACAGGUCACCAUCGAGGUGUAUCCUGACCAACCCCAAAUCCAGGAGCAACAGACCCCUGCACCUUUGCCCGGUAGAGGAGACGGCCCAGACAACAUUCUCAGGAGCGAUGUAGUGUGUGUCGGGAAAGAGGUGCUCCAGGAUAAAAACGCUGUCAAUCUGAAACUCGCCCACUCUUCCAACUGUGAAACGACCAAAAUGAUGAUUCAGAGUGUUAUCGAGGAGUUGUGCGGGGAUGACUGCAAGCUAGAGCUCUACCAGGAGGAGAACACAGACCAGAUCCUUGUUUCUGGACAGUAUGUUGAAGAUGAUAUCAAAGGCAUGGUGAACAAGUUUAACAACGAUAACAUCAAAGAUAAGGCCGGAGUAAAGGAGGCGGUUCCUCACUGGAGGAAGAACUCUAAACUGGUGCUGGUUUCCCUGCUGGUCACUGGCUUGCUUUUGGCCGCACUGCUGGCAGCUGGGUAUUACUUUAAGACCCACCGCAAGAAUUCCAAAGGAGUCCGGCUGGCCGAGUCCUACCAGGUGGAUGAGGAGAACCAGGCCAACACCCUGGUGUCUGUCGCCCCCUUGCCUCAAGAGCCCCUUGACAAGGCCACCGCCAACGGAGACUCUCCGCCAGAAUACGGAAACAACCCCUCCCCGACCACUAACGGCCACUCUGCCGCUGCCCAGACCCCAGUGGCCGACACAGAGAUGUGAAUCUUGACACACCCCCCCGACCUUAAACCUUCAACCACCGGUUUCAUACACUACCCACAAUCCCCAACUGCUGCCUCGAAGGGUUUCCACACUUUGGAGAGACAAAUUGAGCAAAAUCAACUGUCCUUCUUACCUGCAACCAACUCCUACUGCCCCUAACUCCGCCACUCCAAACUGGCUCUGUGUUUCCCUCAGGCCGAGUCCUACCAGGUGGAUGAGGAGAACCAGGCCAACACCCUGGUGUCUGUUGCCCCCUUGCCUCAGGAGCCCCUUGACAAGGUCACCACCAACGGAGACUCUCCGCCAGAAAAGAGAACCAACUUACCCGACCACUAACGGCCACUCUGCCGCUGCCCAGACCCCAGUGGCCGACACAGAGAUGUCAACUAAUCAAUCAACGUUUACUUAUAUAGCCCUGAAUCACAAAUGUCUCAAAGGGCUGUGAAUCUUGACACACUACCCCGACCCUAAACCUUCAACCACUGGUUUAAUACACUACCCACAAUCCCCAACUGCUGCUGCUUUGAAGGGUUUCCACACUUUGGAGAGACAAAUUGAGCAAAAUCAACUGUCGUUCUUACCUGCAACCAAUUCCCACUGCCCCUAACUCCGCCACGCAGGAUGAGGGAGACAUCAGUGAGGUCCAUCAUGACAAUAAUGACAAUGCCUGUAAUGUGAAAAGUCUGCCUUCCGAGAUGAGUCCAUUUAUUUGGGACGGAAACAGCUCAGAAUGGUGCUGACUGGCAUCUUGAAGUAACAGAAAUUCUAGAGUCACUCGAGUAAUGUGCUGUUGGUCCUCAACAUUAGUUACUUUUCACACCAAGGAAGGAGACCAGGUUUUAUAUUAUUGUACAAACGUAUUGUUUUUUGUUUAUUGUGCUUUUGUAUUUUAUUUUUUCAUCUUCUAAUGCACCCGAUAGCUCAUCAAAACAGUAAAAUGUACAACUGGUAAUGUCAAUUAUAUCAAUGAAUUAAUCCUCUUCGCCCUUUCAAGAGCAUAGGGUCUCAGCGAGUUGUCUCCACCUCUUUCGGUCCUCUUCAUCCUCUUGCCACGAGGUGUUGGCUCUGCCUAGAUCAGGGGUCGGCAACCCGCGGCUCCGGAGCCGCAUGCGGCUCUUUUAUCACUCUGAUGCGGCUCAGCUGCAUACUUGUCGACCCCCUCGAUUUACCCGGGAGACUUCCGGAUUUCAGUGCCUCUCGCAGACAACUCCCGGGAUUAAUAUUCUCCAAUUUUCACCCUUACAAUAAUAAUAAGGGCGUGCCAUGAAGGUACAGCAUUUAGCACCUUCUACAAUCUGUAUUAACAGCGUGCCAGCCCAGCCUCUGGUUAUAUGCAUCUUCUGCUUGCACACGUAAGUGACAGCAA
Molecule: messenger RNA, 2474 nt
Organism: Nerophis lumbriciformis (worm pipefish)
Lineage: Eukaryota; Metazoa; Chordata; Actinopteri; Syngnathiformes; Syngnathidae
Biological process (GO): cell adhesion
Cellular component (GO): membrane
Source: RefSeq, a predicted model, not a curated record